Schistocerca americana (American grasshopper) is the source of this 969-nucleotide messenger RNA. RefSeq names its product tyrosine decarboxylase-like. Bases 1 to 969 code for a protein of 322 amino acids. Gene Ontology annotation, biological process: amino acid metabolic process. The record is from RefSeq and is a predicted model, not a curated record. Gene Ontology annotation, molecular function: carboxy-lyase activity; pyridoxal phosphate binding. Lineage: Eukaryota; Metazoa; Arthropoda; Insecta; Orthoptera; Acrididae. The transcript has 4 exons.
AUGUUGCAUUAUGAAGUACUGUACCAUAUAUUGCCAAGUGCAUCACCUGGUUCACCAAGUGAAUGUAUCUUUGUAUCACUCAUUGCUGCACGCCAUCAGGCUAUUAAAGCAUUGAUGGUUGAUAAAAAGAAGGAUGAAAUAGUAGAAAGCUGUAAAAUUCUGAGUAAGCUUGUAGCUUAUACAUCAAAAGAAUCUUGCCCGAGUAUUGAAAAAGCAGCCAAACUGUCUUAUGUGAGACUACGUCUCUUGAAUGUUGACAAGAAUAAUUGUCUUCGAGGUGACAUAUUAAAGAAGGCAAUAGAAGCUGAUAUAAGGGAAGGGUAUGUUCCAUUCUAUGUAGCUGCAACACUUGGUACAACCACAGUGUGCUCAUUUGAUAAUGUAAAGGAAAUUGCUCAAGUCUGUAGUGACUACUCUCUUAUCUGGCUCCAUGUAGAUGCAGCAUAUGCAGGCAAUGCUUUUAUUUGCCCAGAAUUUAGAUAUUUGAUGAGUGGUAUCGAAUAUGCACGAUCAAUAAAUGUCUGUCCCAGCACAUGGUUUCUAGUCAAUUUUGACUGUUCAUGCCUGUGGGUCCAGAACUAUCAACACCUUAUUGAAUCACUGGCAGUAAACAAAUUGUAUUUGCAAGAUGACUGGGAAGAUGAAACUGUAGAAUUUCGUCAGUGGGGUAUACCACUCUCUCGGAGAUUCCGGGCUCUAAAGCUGUGGCUUGUAUUGAGAUGCUAUGGUAUUAAUGGAAUACAAUACCAUAUUAAGAGACAUUGUCAUUUAGCCAAGCUCUUUGAGUCAUACAUAAAGAAAGAUAAGCGUUUUAUACUGAUGAAUGAUUGCUUGUUUGAUAUUCCUGGGCAAGGACGACUCUUAGUGGCUCUUCUUUGUGCCACACUUAGCAACCAGAGAACACCAAACCAUGAUUUACUGUCACUUUACAAUGGGCUUCCGCCAAGAAAUGUUGAUAGUCAUCACUGA